Molecule: messenger RNA, 2275 nt
Organism: Annulohypoxylon maeteangense
Lineage: Eukaryota; Fungi; Ascomycota; Sordariomycetes; Xylariales; Hypoxylaceae
Product: UPF0187-domain-containing protein
Exons: 4
Coding region: 475-1869 (464 amino acids)
Molecular function (GO): chloride channel activity
Source: RefSeq, a predicted model, not a curated record
GCAGCUACAAUGUACAGUAUGAAGGACCCUUACAGGGUCUUGCACAGCAUACCGUCCGAAAACUUCGACAGCAUCUUUUAGGCUGACGGCCCCCAAUGUUGAACCAGAUAUUUAAAACUUGCCCAUCCCCUGAUGCGCAAAGAGUGGAUUCGGCAGGGAGUUUGUUCUAGGUCUCUUGUCAUGAAGCUGCUCUCUUUCCGCCCUUGAUCCCCAAUCUCAAACCUUCGUCGACAUUACGCCUCUUCUUUCAUUCAUUUUCACUUUGGCAGGUUCCAAUUCGCAGUCUUUGUGGACGAGAUAACGUUAUAACGUCACAACGUUAUAUCGUGAUCCUGUCGAUUGCCGAGGCGCGUACCAAUCGCUGUUUUUCGUAGAUUCUCCAGGAAUUACGCAAUACUAGUCGCUGUCGAUCGCAGCUUUGACUUCCGAGCUCUCCACUCGUUUCCACGUUUGCUCGCUCCAGCUCAUCUCAGAAUGUCUGAAGACUCGGGCAUCACGAUUAACACAAACCACAAUGGCGAUCAGGGACAUCACGUUCCUAUCGACCAGAAGGGUUCGCACGUCGUCAACGAAGAGGAAUACCCCAUGUCACCACGGCGACAAACGGCAACGCCGAAUCCCUUCAGCAGAAGAAACACGACGAUGGAUAUAGAUGACUAUUUUACGGGACCUCGCGAUCUAUCCAAGCAUUCAAAAUGGCCUCUAUUCAUGCAGAUGCACGGCAGCAUUCUCCCCAAAAUGAUCGUUCCGCUACUCGUCGUAGCUACCUGGGCAACUACUGUAACCGUUAUAUCAAAGCUGGUCCCAAACGUCAAUUUGGGAAUUAGUUCUAUCCUGCUUACCAUCACCGGUUUCGUCGUGGGCUUGGGCUUGUCUUUCCGUAGUUCGACUGCGUAUGAGCGAUACGCGGAGGGCAGGAAGUAUUGGAGUCAGUUGAUAUUUACUAGUCAGGCGCUCGGAAGGGUGUUUUGGCUGAAUGCUAUCGAACGCGAGGGUACUAAGAAGGAGGACCUCCUAGCAAAAUUGACCGCCAUGAACCUGAUCGUGGCCUUCGCCGCAAGUAUAAAGCAUAAGCUUCGGUUCGAACCUUACACGUACUAUGAAGACCUCGUGGACUUGGUCGAUCAUAUUGAUACUUUUGCCAAGUCCGCUACCGAGGAGCACGAGAUGAGACCGAAGCCCGGGCUAUUCAAGGCGAUCGGAGAAAAUUUAGGAUUAUCAUUCGCGGCGUCCAACCCGCGGAAGCUGAUGAAGAAAGCUCAAACCCCUCUCGGCAAUCUUCCACUCGAGAUCCUCUGUUACUUGACGGCUUAUGUAGACGAACUCGCUACCGGCGGACAGCUACCUGUUGGAAUGCAACAGACCGUCGCUUAUAACAGUCUCCAAGCAUUAAACGACGUCAUGGUCAACACGGAGCGUAUCCUUAACACGCCUCUCCCCGUCGCCUACGCCAUCGCCAUCUCUCAGAUUACCUGGCUUUACGUAUUUCUCCUCCCGUUCCAACUACUCCUAGAGCUCGGCUGGAUUACGAUCCCGGCUACCGUCGCGGCGUCUUAUAUCAUCCUCGGCAUCUUCUUCAUCGGGCACGAGAUCGAGAAUCCCUUCGGCAACGAUGUCAACGAUUUGCCCCUAGAGCUCUUCUGCCAGCAGAUCGUAGAGGAUAUGGAAACCAUCGCAGCGCGCCCCAAGCCGCGUGUAUCGGAAUGGGUCGACAACCCGAGGAACAAGGUCUUGUAUCCCCAUAGCGAGUCAACCUAUGACGUAUGGGUACAGCGGCCGGAGUCGGCGAUCCGUAAUGCGUUAAGAAAUAGGCCGCACGCAGGAUUUGACAAAGCGGAAAACAGCUCGAAGGGAAAUCAGAGCGUAUGAGUCCUCCAUAUUAAUCUUCUCCGUCGACGGCAUUCCCCAUUCUAUUUUCUUUGUUUCUAGUUUUCUUCGUAACUAUUUCUGGCUUGAAAUAUCAUAUGGCAGAGGGUAUUCAAAUAUGUUUUUAUAAUCGUUGAUCGGACAGGGCAAAAAAAAAUGAGACUCCGGCGGUAUAUUGAUUUUUGUCGUUAGGUUUAGCGGGACUGCAUUAAAAGUACUACCUGUAUAUACCUUAGGUACCUAUCUAGAGGUAGGUAUAAGAUAAAUACUAGGUACAUAAAGUUUAUUUACAAGGUACCUAUUAUGUAGUUCUGUUGUUGUUUGUGGGAUUCAUGCUGCUAUCGUGAAUGAACCCCGCUAACAUUUUAUUAGUUCAGUUCAUAUUAACCUUGGAAACCUUCAGUAUAAA